GUGGCAAAUAUAUUACUGACGGCGGCUUGACUCGCACCACACUAACAUGAAGUUCAAAGCAACAAGUAUAUUUUUGUCCUGCAUACUGUUAGCUGCGGUAGUGGUUCUAGCCGAUGAAGCUCCAGAAGAGUUUAGUGAUGACCACGGUCUUUCAAAUAGUUCAAUGCCAAAUACGUUCCCACGAUCGCCGCGUGAAAAGAGGGAGGCGCAUCAACAUGAGAAUCGCCAACAGCGCGUCGGUAAACAACAACACGCGGAUCACCAUCAAGGAGCUCGACAACAACAUGUAACUCAUCAUCAGGGGGCUCGUCAACAACACGCUGGUCAUCACCAAAGGGCUCGUCAACAAGUAGCUCACCGCCAACGCCAACAAGUCCGGCAACAUGGAAAUGAUAAAACAUUCUUUUUUAUGCCCUACUACUACGGCUAUCCGUACUACGACAAUAGCCAAGCAGGACAAUACUAUGGAAAUAGCAGAAAUAGGUGCAACUAUGCGGCCCGCAGAGGGUCCAGAUGCCGUAAUUGCCGUGAAAUUGUGACUUGCUUGCCAGGCAACAGAGUCUACAUCAGACGAUGCAGUAACGGUCGUUACUGCAACAAUGGCCGCUGCUCUACGACCCCAAGUAGUAGAUGCCGUCGUCCAUCAAGACGAACAACAAGUACCACUACAGAAAGUAGUAGCUCGUCUAGUACAUCUUCAACCGGUAGUUCAACUUCUACAACCGAUGGUACAUCAACUACGACCAGUUCAAGUACUAGUACAACAUCCACAUCUUCUCCAACUAGCACUACAACGACCACAUCUGGCAGCACAUCGUCUACAGAUGGUAGUACGACUUCGACAACUGAUAGUACAACUUCCACGUCCAGUACUACAACUUCGACAACUGAUAGUACAGCUUCCACAACCGAUAGUACAACUUCCACUUCCGGUAGUACUACUUCGACAACCGAUAGUACAACAUCAACAUCCGGUGAUACAACCUCGACAACUGAUAGCACAACUUCGACGACUGGUAGUACAACUUCAACUACUGACAGCACGACUUCUACAACUGACGGUACGACUUCUACAACUGACAGUACAACUUCUACUACCGGCAGUACAACUUCAACUACCGACAGUACGACUUCCACUACUGACAGUACAACAUCAACUACGGAUAGUACAACUUCAACUACUGACAGUACCACGUCAACUACUGAAAGCACCACUUCUACAACUUCUAGCACCAGUACCACUACUGAAUCGGGUUAAGAUAAAAUCAACCAGCUUAAUUUUAUGAUAUCAUUAUAACGGUAACGUUU
Messenger RNA from Manduca sexta (tobacco hornworm), 1308 nucleotides. RefSeq names its product cell wall protein DAN4. The coding region runs from base 47 to 1258 and encodes 403 amino acids. Lineage: Eukaryota; Metazoa; Arthropoda; Insecta; Lepidoptera; Sphingidae. The record is from RefSeq and is a predicted model, not a curated record. The transcript is spliced from 3 exons.